UUGCAGCCCACAGUCCUUUCCAGCUGCAUUAUGUCUGUGAAGCAGUUGUGCUACAUUGGUUUCCAUGUUCCUGAGAAGCAGCAGCUGGCCAAGAACCUAGUACAAAAGUUUGGCUUUGAACUGUUUGCUGCACGGGUGACAGCAUGGAGCAAGCAGCUGGCCUUGAGAAGAGGAGCUGCUGUCUUUGUUGUCAAUGAGAGGCUAAAGGCAGCAAGAGAAAUUCCACUUAUGUUCUCUUCUAGUCCCUACAAGGAUCAAAUAAUUUUGUAUGAUGCGGAUCUGGAGUAUGCAGUCAGCACAGCUUCCAACAUUUGUUUUGAGAUGGAGAACAUACCUGGCAUCUCCCAGAGCCUUCAGGAACAAGGUUGCCAAAUGCUUAUCCCUCCUACUAAUGUAGCAGAUGAGGGUGGUUGUGUCACUUAUGCAGUGGUGAGAUCCAUUUUGGGCAAUAUCAACCAUACUCUGCUUGACCGAUCGCAGUAUUGUGGACCUUUCCUGCCUGGCUUUCAUGGUGUAGAGGGUUCCUCUAAAGACUUGAAAGGAGCUGGGGAGGUCACACAUUUUGACCACAUCACCUAUGCUUGUCCCCCAGGUAGUUCUCAAGAAGUACUGGAUUGGUACAAGAAAUGUUUUGGUUUCCAGCGUUUCUUUGUCCACCAACAAGAUGCUGCUGAAGGUUACAGUAUCCAGGGAGCUGGCAUGGGCCUCCGUCUUACUGCCAUGCAUUGCAAUGGGAGUGGCUUGACUCAGCUAGAUCAUGACUGUAAGCUUGUUCUGGCUGAGUCAUUGCCACAGCAAAGGAAGAACCAGGUAGAUACUUUCUUAGAGCAGCAUGGAGGGGCCGGCAUCCAGCAUGUGGCACUCUACACAGCAGAUAUCAUAAGAACUGCUGCAGCCAUGGCAAAGUCUGGUGCAAACUUUGUAGAACCACCCUUAACCUACUACAAUGAGAAUGGCAGAGCGAGAGAGAUACAGCUUGUUGGGCAGGAUCCUGAUCUUCUGGAACACUAUGGCAUCCUCCUGGAUUCUGAGGUAGCUGGGGAAGGCGGCAACAUCAGUCCAAACCCUCGUGGUAAACAAUUCCUGAUGCAGAUAUUCACUAAACCUCUCUUUGCAGAGGACACCUUCUUCCUAGAGCUCAUAGAACGAUGUGGGGCUGUAGGUUUUGGUGAGAGAAACAUCCGUGCUCUUUGGCAAGCAGUGCAGAACUACAUGGACAAGCAGUAGCGACUGACUUCAG
Euleptes europaea (tarantolino) is the source of this 1240-nucleotide messenger RNA. It is a transcript of the gene HPDL, whose product is annotated as 4-hydroxyphenylpyruvate dioxygenase like. Lineage: Eukaryota; Metazoa; Chordata; Lepidosauria; Squamata; Sphaerodactylidae. The coding region runs from base 31 to 1227 and encodes 398 amino acids. Gene Ontology annotation, molecular function: 4-hydroxyphenylpyruvate dioxygenase activity. The transcript has a single exon. Gene Ontology annotation, biological process: aromatic amino acid metabolic process. The record is from RefSeq and is a predicted model, not a curated record.